AUGUUACGCCGGCCAUACUACCCUUCAGGCUCCAGCCUGCGGCUUUGCCGGGCUUGCGCGCUGGCCUCGGGGCUGCAAUGGGUGCCACCCGCGCAUCGGGCUCUCGCGGCCCUUCAACCCGGAGCACGCCCAGCUGAGGUACCCCGGUCAGGGUCAGGCUCCAUCUUGCCCUUUGGCAGUCGUCGCUCUUUCACGACCUCGCAGUCACGCGCAAGGGUCAAGCAAUCCCAAACUUCCGCGGCGUCCGAAGCUUCGCAAAGCAGGUUCGGCAGGACAACGAGCGCGCCCACCUACCAACCGCCCGGCCCGGACUCGGCUGCGGUGCUCGCUGCCGUCGACCGCGUCCUCAAGGCCUUCUUGGGGCCCGUUGGCAUUCCGUCCGAGAGGGCAACCCUCACUGCUCUGCGGGCGAUCGCUCAGAUCGACGUGAGGCCGCUUCCGGAUGCCGCGGAGCGUCGGUCUGACGUUGCUGCCGCCGAGACUAUCCGCAGACCCGCCUCGCAACUCCUGGGACUGGACGGCGCCGCGCCCAGAAGCGGGGACGCCCCACGACCCAAGAGAAGCCCUUCCCAGCAGCGGCUGAAUGCCGUGAUCGACAAGGUCUCGGAUGCGGCAUACACCAUUGUCACCCAACCCACCGUGGUCAUUACUCGGCAGAUACUCGAAGAGUACGUCCGGCUGCAAGCCCGUCUUGGCAAGCCGCAGACGUUGCCGCAGAUCCUCGCUCUCUACGCGAACAAGCCCCGGCCCGAGAUGGCCGCGGGUUCCAUCCGAUACGUCGAGCGCAACCCUUCCAAGAUCGACAGCGCAGUCGAUCCUGCGGUGGCCGGCGCGGCCCUGGACGCCGCGAUCGAGGCCAAGGAUCUGGAGGCCGCGAUCGGCAUCGUGGAGAACACGUACGCCGCGAAGGCGUUUCUGCGGGCCAAGCUACUCCGAAAAGCACUGCUCCCCGGCUUCGCCGUCGCCGCGACGCCCGUGGCCCUCUACUACGCCGCCACGCAGCUCGCGCAGGUGCAGUACGCGCUCGAGCCCAAGAUAGCCACCGGCAUGGCGCUCGUGGGUGCGCUGUCCUACGUGGGCUUCACGGCCAGCAUCGGCCUCGUGGCCCAUUUCACCGCGAACGACCAGAUGAAGCGCGUGACGUGGGCGGUGGGCACGCCGCUGCGCCAUCGGUGGCUCCACGAGGAGGAGCGCGCGGCCCUCGACAAGAUCGCCUGCUCCUUUGGCUUCUCCGAGGAGCACCGCUACGGCGAAGAGGAGGGCGAAGAGUUCUCGUUCCUUCGGGAAUACAUCCUGAGCAGGUCCAUGAUCCUCGACGCCGUGGAGCUCAUGCCAGGCAUGAACUAG
This is a messenger RNA of Thermothielavioides terrestris NRRL 8126, 1347 nucleotides long. RefSeq lists its product as uncharacterized. The record is from RefSeq and is a predicted model, not a curated record. NCBI's taxonomy places the organism in Eukaryota, Fungi, Ascomycota, Sordariomycetes, Sordariales, Chaetomiaceae. The transcript has a single exon. Bases 1 to 1347 code for a protein of 448 amino acids.